Exophiala dermatitidis NIH/UT8656 is the source of this 1419-nucleotide messenger RNA. RefSeq lists its product as uncharacterized. Lineage: Eukaryota; Fungi; Ascomycota; Eurotiomycetes; Chaetothyriales; Herpotrichiellaceae. The record is from RefSeq and is a predicted model, not a curated record. Bases 1 to 1419 code for a protein of 472 amino acids. The transcript is spliced from 3 exons.
AUGGCAGUCAACCGCCUCGCGGCUUAUUACGCAGUACCUGCGCCCCUUUUUUGCGCGGGGACUGGUGGCAGUCGCAGCCUCGUGGCUUCUUAUCUGAAGCCCGAGAUCCCGAUGGGCCAUAUCAGAUGGAAGGGUCUGAGGUUCUUUUCUGUGUCACCGCGGUCUGGCCGGGAAGGCCGAGCAACCGCUGAAGGACAACGACAACGACAAGUAAACGCUGGUAUGUUUGAUGCUGUGGUCCUCGGCAGUGGGCCUGCGGGCAUCGCGACCGUGGGUAAGAUCCUGGAUCAUCAGAAGUCCGCCCAGGUUCUUUGGAUUGAUCCAUUGUUCCGUGGAGGGAGGGUCGGGGAGAAGUAUGGUGAUGUUUCGAGCAACACCAAAGUCUCCUUGUUCCUAGCAUACGCCAAUGCUCUCGAGUCGUUUCGCGAAAUCAUCCGGUCCACGCCGACACCGAAUGCCAUUACCGCUCUACAACAAUUAAACCAGGACGCCGGGUGUCGUCUUCACUAUGCCUCUGACAUGUUGCUCAUGUUGACCGAGGGCCUGAGACGGCAUCCGAACGUGGACACCUUUUUCGGCAAGGCUACGUCUGCGGCGUUUCAUAGUCAGAGUUCCGUGUGGACAGUUCAGGGAGAACCGACUGAUUCAAAUCCCGGUCAACACACGUUUCAAUCACGAGCCUUGGUCUUAUGUACAGGUUCUGCUCCUUCGAGCGACAACCCGUCCAUCCCCGCCGGUGUGGCGCCGAAAUUGAAUCACGUCGAUCUCGAUGUCGCACUUGAUCGGAAUGCUUUGGGCGAGGCACUUCCGUCCGAUCAAGAUGUGUCGGUUGGGGUGGUCGGGUCUUCUCAUAGUGCCAUUGUCGUGAUUAUGAAUCUAUACGAGCUGGCCACGACAAGCCACCCCCGAAUCCAGAUGAAGUGGUUCACGAGACGACCGCUCGUCUACGCAGAGUACAUGGACGGCUGGAUUCUGCGUGACAAUACCGGUCUCAAGGGUGCAUCGGCCGACUUUGCCCGAGCACAUCUCGAAGAUGAGGCGUUGAAACAGUCGCCUGUUAAGCGCUAUCUGGAGAAAAUCGAUUGUUCGCAUGACGAGGUUGCGGUGUAUCGUGAGCAAUUGCCAAAAUGCACGCAUUUGGUCCAGGCUAUUGGAUAUCACCGAAAUCCUGUCCCCAAACUGUCUGUCGACAAUCGACCGGUGGAGAAGCUAGAUUAUAACCCAGAAACGGGUGACAUACGAGACGAGCGAGGACAGCCUGUGCCGAAUCUGCAUGGUGCUGGCAUUGCGUUUCCGGAAAAGGUCGUUGAUCCGUAUGGCAAUACUGAGUAUGCUGUUGGCAUGUGGAAGUUUAUGAAGUAUUUGGAUAGGGUUGUUCCAGAAUGGGGCAUUGGGAACGGUGACAAAGGGGAAAAGUGA